GGAGAGAUAAGACUCAACACAUAAGGUAGUCAGUUUUCUUGCUCUGCUUCAUUUGUAACUAGCUUGUGACAGUGUUGGAUUCGAUGAAGCAAACUGCGAUGCUAAUUGGAAGUAUCGGAUGGUCAGCGACUGCAUUGGUUGUUGGAUGUUUGGUGUGUUCCGGCAUCAUGGCAGAUAGUAGAGACGAGUGCUACGAACUACACAGUUAUAACGCAUCGCGUUUUAUUCCGUACGAAGAGAGGUACUCUGAAACAUGUUGGUGGUUCUGGACGUGCAUCAGGACGCGCAUAAAGUACAAAAAUGAGAGAUACGAAGCGUUCAGAUUGAAUAAGACGAAGUGCAGAAGAUACGAAGAUGAAAGUAGGGAUUGUCAGCCACGACAUUCCAAAGGCUACCGAAAUUGCCAAAAGCCACGUAUCUGUGACUGUAAUGCAAUCUCAACGAAAUGCGGUUCUAUAUGUGAACCUAGGGCUAAGUCAGGUGGGUUCAUUUAUUACUGCGGUGAAGGGUAUGAGUUCAGCGACGACAGAACCAAGUCUUUGCCAAAGUGCAGCCCUUCUUGCGCGGCGAACGCAUACUGCCAGCAGCCAAACAACUGCGCGUGCAAGCCUGGGUACGUGGGUAACGGCACCAGUUGUUUGCCAGUAUGCGAACAAGGCUGCACCAACGGAAUUUGCGAGGAUCCUUAUACGUGCCGUUGCAAUGAUUACUGGAGCGGAUCUUCCUGUGACGAGCCACUCGCAUGUGUAGUUGCCUCGUUGGCCUCCGAGAGUUAUUCUAACGAUACGCUAGCCAGCAAUCUUUCAUUUACAAUGGACACUGAUGAUGAGGUGGAAUAUUCUAAAAUUGCACGGACAGCGCCUGCGUGCGAUCAAAAGUGUCCUGACGAACUCUGGAUGCACGCUUUCGGUUCUAUCACAUCUCGAUCAAAUGUGACUUACUAUUUGAUCCCUACAGGUGUAACGUGCAAUAACACCGAAUAUAAGGAGUUAUUUUUUGCAAGACACGAUAAAGUGAUAGUAGGAGUAAUGCUUGCAGGAAUAGCGUUCUUGAUCGUAGGAAUAAUUUGCAUUGUGUGGGUUCUUCGAGGAAGAGAAAAAUCAAACAACAAGUCAACCGAUAAUAUAGUCCAAUAUACGAGCAACGGAUACAUCGAAGAAAAUCCACUUUACGAAGCCACUAAGACUACUGUUGACUAUUGACUUUCUAUUCUAUCGGAAUAUGGUCGAAAUGGUACAUAUCAUGUACAAUGCCAUAGAGUUCCUCAAACAACUUGACAAUCACGGUUUCCCUAGUAGAAUUUUAAACUUUGAUAAAAUCAUCGGGUGUAUUCUUCAGCCAUGUAAACGGUGGUCAUAUACUUAUUAAUAAGGUAGUUCAGUUCGAUUCAGUUUCACGGAGGUGAAAUGGGUAAAGUGAGAAGAAAGCCCUCGAUGUGAAUUCCAUCCUCUAGAAAUUCCAAUGAAGAAGUAUAUUUUUAAUCAAGUUCCGUUGUAAAAUUUAACCUGGGAUUAUUAUGUGAAAUUUGCGUCAUUUUGCCAAUUAUCUCAGUCAGGUAGAAAUUCAGAAUUAUCCAAUGAGUUCUUCAAAUCCUUAGGCAAUCACAUCGAUUAACGGUUAUUUAAUAAGAUCUAUCCAGUGAUUGCUGAGUAACUGAAUUUAUGCGAUACUUUAUUAUUUUUCUUCUUUGGAAUAGCAUUUUAUAUCUCUCGGUGAUUAUCGAUGUAAGAAAGAAUAUCAUGGUAU
Neodiprion fabricii is the source of this 1746-nucleotide messenger RNA. RefSeq lists its product as uncharacterized. The coding region runs from base 84 to 1202 and encodes 372 amino acids. Lineage: Eukaryota; Metazoa; Arthropoda; Insecta; Hymenoptera; Diprionidae. The transcript is spliced from 6 exons. The record is from RefSeq and is a predicted model, not a curated record.